AUGUUGAUGUUCAGCCAUCUGAAUGCCGACGCAUUCGAAAGCCCCAAGAAGUUCGAUGGUAGAAAACGACCCCGUGUUCGGGAACCCGUGGCAUGUAACCAUUGUCGCAAAGCCAAAGUGCGCUGCGAUCGCAAGUCACCAUGUCAACAGUGCCGGGAUCGUGGCAUCGACACGCAGUGCGCUUACUCGCGUGCCAAAGGUUCUGCAUUCUCGGUCGCGGAACCUCCUAGAUCAUUAGUGUCUUCAUCAAGCACAGACGUCAAUCUACUCGCGUUGAAACAGCUGGCACCUCGCUCCUCCAAUGGCAAGAUCUCCACAGUCAGUCAUGCCAAUAAUGCCUUCACAGGGUCCGACUUCAAAACAAGGCUGAUUGGCGGCACCCACUGGAUGGCUGUGUGCAACGAUCUACCUGUAGUAGGGGCCAUGCUGAAGAAGACUGUUGAUUUUCAGCCCACAUGGAGAACUUUCGCAGAAGUCAAGUCUCUCCUUCGCACCGCAAAUUCGGUACCAGCCGGAGUAAAUAGAGAUGGUAAGAAGCUACUGAAUCUCCUUCCUGAUCAAUUAACCUGCGAAAAGUGGAUUAGGCGAUUUUGUGAGACCUAUGGUAGAAUCUACCAUGUAGUCGACCAGAACUUCCUUAUCACCGAGCUGGAGGAAAUAUUGAAUGCACCCGUCGACACCAAUGAAGUUCAUAUCUCCAGGACUCUGUUGAUUAUUGCAAUUGCCAUGCAGAUCGACGAGUCAGAGCGACUACGCGGGCGUCUGAUAUUGCAAGAAGUGGAGAAUCGUAUUUAUACGUCGCCUCCGUUCCAAAAACCUUGUAUAGGCGUCAUGCAGGUUUUAUUGUUGCUGCUCAUCAUGAAGACAAUCACUGCUUCUGAUACCGACAACAUUUAUGGCCUCAUGGGUAUCAUGGGGCUGACUACGCAAAUGGCUCUGAGCAUGGGCUUGCAUAGGGAUCCGGCUUUGUUCCCCGAUGUCAAUCCUUAUUAUGCAGAAGUACGGAAACGAUUGUGGGCGUGCUUUUUUCGAUUGAACCUCGACUAUUGCAUACGGAGCGGAUCCCAGUUUGGUAUUCGACUGGAAGAUGUGGACUGUCCUCUCCCGCGCCCUAUCAACCUUCAGACCCUUGACUCGGGAACGAUGAGGAUGUCAGCUCCCUUGUUGAAACAGGCUCAGGACGCAUCGGACCAGGCUUUCAAUAUUGCUGCAAUGAAGCUUGCUAUAGUGAGGGCUCCAUUACAUCAGCAACUUUGCUCUACAACACCUCAAUUAUCAAGCGAGAUACAGGAUGAAAUGCGCGUCUCCUGCCACAGGAUCCUGCGUGGACUGCCUCCAAACCUGCUAGAGACAGCUUUAUCAUGCAGUCCAAUUGAAAAAAUUCAGCAAGCCUUGUUGGCAGUGCAUGUGAAUAGCUUCAUGAUUAUCAUCGCACACAAUAAUGUCCUCGGAGUUUCGCCUCAUAAAUCACAGCGGGAUGAUCUCUACGAGGCAUGGGACAAUUCAGUGCCCAUUCUCUACCAGAUGCAGGAAGUGUUACAGAGCGGCUCUGAAAUUUCUAACAUGGCCUACCAUCUCCUUUGGACUGACCUCGCCCGCGCCACAUUGACCGCGUGUUUGGUGAUUGCUCGUCUGCGGAGCAUUAAUCUGGAGACAAUCGUCUCCAAUGGUCCUUCACCCACGCUGGCCAUGUUCCGACAGCUUUUACUAAAGUCUCACGAGUCUUUAUCUCAGAUUCUAGCGGGAAGGUACCGUCUUGGACCGGUUGCAGCGAAGACGAGACUUGUCCUUGCUGUCGCAACAACGAUCACCACAAGUCUAGUCAACGACUCUGGCGGCACACACCAGAAUUCUAAGCUCAUACAUCUGGGGAUCACAGCUGCCGGAGAGGUUGUCACCGAGAUGGAGCGUUCUCUGAAACGGGAACAGCAAGAAUCAACGCACGCUUGGCUAGAAUUCAACGAUAAUGAUACCACAAGAUCAACCGCCCUGCUGAAUGCUCCCACUCCUUUAUUGACGAAUUGGACGGAACAUGUACAACCUCCACACCCCUUAUUGCAGACGUUACUUCCAACUGACUGCGACUUUUAUCUGGGCUCAAAAUCUCCAGAUCUGGGUUUGCAGUCCGACCUAGGCGUAUCAUAUUCUAUGGCGCCAUUCGAACUUACUUCGACGAUCCAGUCCACCCCCAACCUUUGGUGGGAGGACAUAUAG
Molecule: messenger RNA, 2214 nt
Organism: Talaromyces marneffei
Lineage: Eukaryota; Fungi; Ascomycota; Eurotiomycetes; Eurotiales; Trichocomaceae
Exons: 1
Coding region: 1-2214 (737 amino acids)
Biological process (GO): regulation of DNA-templated transcription; DNA-templated transcription
Cellular component (GO): nucleus
Molecular function (GO): DNA binding; zinc ion binding; DNA-binding transcription factor activity, RNA polymerase II-specific
Source: RefSeq, a predicted model, not a curated record